Prionailurus viverrinus (fishing cat) is the source of this 1593-nucleotide messenger RNA. RefSeq names its product tyrosinase (gene TYR). Lineage: Eukaryota; Metazoa; Chordata; Mammalia; Carnivora; Felidae. The transcript has 5 exons. Gene Ontology annotation, molecular function: tyrosinase activity. The record is from RefSeq and is a predicted model, not a curated record. Gene Ontology annotation, biological process: pigmentation; melanin biosynthetic process. The coding region runs from base 1 to 1593 and encodes 530 amino acids.
AUGCUCCUGGCUGCUCUGUGCUGCCUGCUGUGGAGUUUCCGGACCUCCGCUGGCCAUUUCCCUCGAGCCUGUGCCUCCUCCAAGAGCCUGAUGGAGAAGGAAUGCUGUCCAGUGUGGACGGGUGACAGCAGUCCCUGCGGCCAGCUCUCAGGCAGGGGUGCCUGUCAGGACAUCACGCUGUCCAAAGCUCCACUCGGGCCUCAAUACCCCUUCACGGGGAUGGAUGACCGGGAGGCCUGGCCCUCCGUCUUUUAUAAUCGGACCUGCCAGUGCUUUGGCAACUUCAUGGGAUUCAACUGUGGAAAUUGCAAGUUUGGCUUUUGGGGACCAAACUGCACAGAGAAGCGACUUUUGGUGAGAAGAAACAUCUUUGAUUUGAGCGUCCCAGAGAAGAACAAAUUUCUUGCCUACCUCACUUUAGCGAAGCAUACUAUCAGCCCAGACUAUGUCAUCCCCAUAGGCACCUAUGGCCAAAUGAAUAAUGGAUCUACACCCAUGUUUAAUGACAUCAAUGUUUAUGACCUCUUCGUCUGGAUGCAUUACUAUGUGUCAAGGGACACACUGCUUGGAGGGUCUGAAAUCUGGAAAGACAUUGAUUUUGCUCAUGAAGCCCCAGGUUUCCUGCCUUGGCACAGACUCUUCUUGUUGCUGUGGGAACAAGAAAUCCAGAAGCUGACCGGGGAUGAGAACUUCACUAUUCCAUAUUGGGAUUGGCGAGAUGCUAAAAGCUGUGACAUUUGCACAGAUGAGUACAUGGGAGGGCGCAACCCAGCAAACCCGAACUUACUCAGCCCAGCAUCCUUCUUCUCCUCUUGGCAGAUCAUCUGUACCCGAUUGGAGGAGUACAAUAGCCAUCAGGCUUUAUGUGAUGGAACUCCAGAGGGACCAUUACUGCGCAAUCCCGGAAACCACGACAAAGCCAGGACCCCGAGGCUCCCCUCCUCUGCUGAUGUGGAAUUUUGCCUAAGUCUGACACAAUAUGAGUCGGAUUCCAUGGAUAAAGCUGCCAAUUUCAGCUUUAGGAAUACACUGGAAGGAUUUGCUAGUCCACUUACUGGGAUAGCAGAUGCCUCUCAAAGCAGCAUGCACAAUGCCUUGCACAUCUAUAUGAAUGGAACGAUGUCUCAGGUACAGGGAUCUGCCAAUGAUCCCAUUUUUCUUCUUCACCAUGCAUUUGUUGACAGUAUUUUUGAACAAUGGCUCCGAAGGCACCAUCCUCUUCAAGAAGUUUAUCCAGAAGCCAAUGCACCCAUUGGACACAACCGGGAGUCAUACAUGGUUCCUUUUAUACCUCUAUACAGAAAUGGUGAUUUCUUUAUUUCAUCCAGAGAUCUGGGCUAUGACUAUAGCAACCUACAAGAUUCAGAACGGGACAUUUUUCAAGAUUACAUUAAGCCCUUCUUGGAACAAGCAAGUCGGAUCUGGCCAUGGCUCAUUGGGGCUGCUGUGGUAGGCUCUGUCCUCACGGCUGUGCUGGGAAGGCUCACUAGCCUAUUGUGUCAUCGCAAAAGAAAGCAGCUCCGUGAAGAAAGACAGCCCCUCCUCAUGGAAAAGGAGGGUUACCACAGUUUGUUGUAUCAGACUCAUGUAUAA